Trametes versicolor FP-101664 SS1 is the source of this 264-nucleotide messenger RNA. RefSeq lists its product as uncharacterized. Gene Ontology annotation, cellular component: cytoplasm. Lineage: Eukaryota; Fungi; Basidiomycota; Agaricomycetes; Polyporales; Polyporaceae. The transcript is spliced from 3 exons. Bases 1 to 264 code for a protein of 87 amino acids. The record is from RefSeq and is a predicted model, not a curated record.
AUGUCCACCACCCGCCAGAUCGGAGGCCACAAGGCCGCCAUCAACAACCCCAACGUCUCUGAGGAGGCAAAGGAGCACUCCCGCCAGGCGAUCGACGCGCUCGAGGACCAGUCCGAAACCCAGGAGAUUCGCGCAAGCCAUGACGAGGGCAAGGACGAGGUGCGCCAGAACGCCGGCUUCAAGGCUACGCUGAAGAACCCCAAUGUCAGCGAGGAGGCCAAAGAGCACGCCCAGCAGGUCUUGGAGGAGCGCGGCGCGAUCUAA